Salvelinus namaycush (lake trout) is the source of this 615-nucleotide messenger RNA. Its product is annotated as twist-related protein 2-like. The coding region runs from base 1 to 615 and encodes 204 amino acids. Gene Ontology annotation, biological process: developmental process; regulation of transcription by RNA polymerase II. The record is from RefSeq and is a predicted model, not a curated record. Gene Ontology annotation, molecular function: DNA-binding transcription factor activity, RNA polymerase II-specific; protein dimerization activity; RNA polymerase II transcription regulatory region sequence-specific DNA binding. NCBI's taxonomy places the organism in Eukaryota, Metazoa, Chordata, Actinopteri, Salmoniformes, Salmonidae. The transcript has a single exon.
AUGAGAGAGGAUCCGUCAAGCUGUGGUGAAUACCCUGAGGGAGGGGUGGUGUCCAGUGAGGAGGAGCCAGACUGUGCUCCAAUCAAAUACCCUGUGGUGGUGGUAACACCAGGGGCCGGCGGGCGCAAGAGUGUCACCAGGACAGACAACAUUUUAUCGCCAACAGAGGACAACAAGUCAACAACAGGAGGGCCUCCCAGUUUGAUCCCAUCAGGACCUAAGAGGCCUAAGAAGAGUCUCCAGCCCUCUCUGUCUCCUCUCCCCAUCCCAGGCCAGCCCUCCCUGUCUCCUCUCCCCAUCCCAGGCCAGCCCCUGGAGGACCCUCAGCACCAACGGGUGAUUGCCAAUGUACGGGAGCGCCAACGGACGCAGUCCCUGAACGACGCUUUUGCCUCGCUGCGUAAGAUCAUCCCCACGCUCCCCUCGGACAAGCUGAGCAAGAUCCAGAUCCUAAAGCUGGCCUCGCGUUACAUUGACUUCCUCUACCAGGUCCUGCAGAGCGACGAGAUGGAUGCCAAGCUGGCCAGCUGUAACUACCUAGCCCACGAGAGACUCAGCUAUGCAUUCUCAGUGUGGAGGAUGGAGGGGGCCUGGUCCAUGUCCGCUACCCACUAG